Molecule: messenger RNA, 189 nt
Organism: Plasmopara halstedii
Lineage: Eukaryota; Oomycota; Peronosporomycetes; Peronosporales; Peronosporaceae
Exons: 2
Coding region: 1-189 (62 amino acids)
Source: RefSeq, a predicted model, not a curated record
AUGUGCAAAGAGUUAUUACUUGCAGGAUCAGUCAUGACCCCGAAGGCUUGGGGAUGGAAAGGAGGCAUAGCGGCAUUGGUCUGGGCUUUCCGUUGUCAGGUUCUGGGUCAUGGUGAUAGUGAUUUAGUGGUAAUGAGCUCGGCUGAUAGCCGACUGUUUAUUCACGAGCAGCUUGGCUUUUUAUGUUAA